Molecule: messenger RNA, 2374 nt
Organism: Candidula unifasciata
Lineage: Eukaryota; Metazoa; Mollusca; Gastropoda; Stylommatophora; Geomitridae
Source: the annotation of a GenBank genome assembly
AUGGCAGAAUCGGACCCAGUUACUCUGACAAAAAUCACCUACUAUUGCCAGGCUGGUUACUAUGGUCACAUGGAGGCAGCAGCUCUUGAAGGCUUGCAGCGCUAUGGCAACGACCUAGUUCUCAAGUUUUUUGUGGCUUUGGCCAAAGUAUUACAAAAUCGAGUACAAGAAGGCAUGAGAGAACUAGAGCUUCUCAAGGACAAACGAGAUGUCAACCUUUGUUCCACCAUGGCUUUGAUGUUUGCACACAAGAAAGCUCAGACAAUGGAUCGAGAAGCCAUCCAGCAGUUAGAUGCCAAACUAAAGGAGGAACGGAAGCAGGCAGGGGAAUUGGGUUUGUACUUUGCUGGUCUUUUCUUGGCCAACACGGGCAAAUAUGACAAGGCCAGAGAAUACAUUGACAGAAUGCUGAAGCUGGCACCACAGAAUGCAGAUGGUCUUACACUGAAAGGCUGGAUUGAGCUGUACAGUGGCAGAGAGGCCAAGAAAGCUAUCAAAUAUUUUGAGGAGUCGCUAGUUGACAGGUCCAGAAAUAUUAGUGCCCUUUUUGGCAAGGCCAAGUACUUUGAGCUGCGUCACAACUACAGUGGGGCCUUGGAAAUGAUGAAUCAGGUGAUCGUCAGCCAUGUCAACUUCCUGCCAGCAUUUGUGGAGAAGAUGAAGUUGCAGCUGGCUCUCCAGGACUGGGAUCAAACAAUGGAAGCAGCCCACAGGGCUCUGAACAUUGAUAUGAACUGCGUCGAAGCCUUGAAAUAUCAGAUACUGCACUUGAUUUGCAGAGAGGGGCAUUACACAGAGUGUGGGAGAAAUGCCUUGGUCUUGCAGCAGACGCAAGUGUUGAUUGAAAGUGCAGUGUCACUUGAUCACAAUAAUGCCGACUUUGUGAAUGAAAUGGGCUUCCAGCUGCUCCAACAGGGCAAGGUGAAGGAAGCCAUGAAGUGUUACAGGAAUGCCAUGCAACUUGAUGAAACCAGUGUGUCUGCUCUGACGGGCAUCAUUGGCUGCCAGCUGUUGCUGGAUCAUGUUGAAGAAGCUGCACAACAACUGGAGUUUCUGAAUGAGCUUCAGCAAACAAUUGGGCGUUCUGCUGAGUUAGCAUACCUCUCUGCAAUUCUGGCCAAGAAGAAAGGAAAAGGGCCAGAGAAAACCAUGGAACUGCUCAACGAGUCUAUUGAGCUGCACUUUGCAAGUUUAAAGGGUUUGCCAUUGGGAGUUGACUACUUUUGCAAGUUAAACCCUGAUUUCCUGCUGCAGGUUAUCAAGGAUUACUUACAGUUUGCACCUCAAGUGCCUGUGACACCUGGACAGCCUGUGAGUCCUGUUCUGAAGAGAUGUAACCAAGUUCUGGACCCGUUGACAAGGGCAGUUCCUGGCCUAAUGGAGGGAUUAUUUCUCAUUGCUAAAGUCAAGUUCCUGUCAGGGGACAUCAGCACAGCACAAACCACCUUGCAGCACUGCUUGGACCAAGAUGCUACAUUCUCCAGUGCCCACAUUUUGAUGGCUCAGAUUCAUCUCAGUCAGAACAACUUCAAGCUGGCCCAUCAGUCCCUGGAGGUCGGACUCAGCUAUAACUUUCAGGUACGCGACCAUCCGUUGUACCAUCUUAUCCUGGCUCGAAUCCUGAAGAAGCAAGGGCAGACAGCAGAAGCAGUGAAAACUCUGCAGAUGGCGAUGGCUCUGCCAGGUGUCUCAAAAAGUGGUGCGAGAAGUGACGCCGGCAAAACAUCCAAGACUGAUCAGAUCAGCACCAGCGACCGGGUUUCUGUGUAUCUGGAGCUGGCAGAGGCUCAUCGGCUGCAGAAUCAGCAGCAUGAAGCAGCUAAAGUGAUGCAGGAUGCCAUCAAUGAGUUUCAAGGCACUCCUGAGGAAGUUCGCGUUCUCAUUGCAAAUGCUGACCUGUCACUGGAUAGAGGCGAUGUAGAAAUGGCACUGGGAAUGCUUAGAAACAUCACACCUGACCAGGCCUAUUUUGUCGAGGCCCGGGAAAAGAUGGCAAAUAUAUAUCUGAACUAUCGCAAAGACAAGCGGCUCUAUGCUAGCUGUUACAGGGAACUUGUGGAAAAGUAUCCGAGCCCUCACACCAGCUUGUUGCUAGGCGAUGCUUACAUGAGUAUACAAGAGCCUGAAAAAGCUAUAGAAGUGUAUGAGGCAGCGCUGAAGAGGAACCCCAAAGAUGCGGCACUGGCCACCAAAAUUGGCCAGGCGUUGGUCAAGACUCACAAUUAUGGCAAGGCCAUUAAUUACUAUGAAGCAUCUCUGAAGGCUGGAGGUCAAGUGUCACUGAGAUAUGACCUGGCAGAGCUGCUGCUCAGAUUAAGGCAGUUUGAGAAGGCAGAAAAAGUUCUGAAACAAGCUCUUGAGCAGGGCGGACAAG